This is a messenger RNA of Salpingoeca rosetta, 4035 nucleotides long. RefSeq lists its product as uncharacterized. NCBI's taxonomy places the organism in Eukaryota, Choanoflagellata, Craspedida, Salpingoecidae. The record is from RefSeq and is a predicted model, not a curated record. Gene Ontology annotation, cellular component: perinuclear region of cytoplasm. The transcript is spliced from 21 exons. The coding region runs from base 148 to 3486 and encodes 1112 amino acids.
GCAAGGCCCAAACUUGCAAGACGACGAACGAAUGUGAGCGAGGAGAGGAGAGGACCUUUCGAUUCGUUGCGAAGGAGACCAGGCAAUCUCUGGGAGUGUCGAACACAACACCUCAGCUGAUCUGUUGGGAAGGUUGGGAAGGAUCCAAUGGCAACACUCCCACCCUCUUCGGCGACGGGCCGGAGACGGCACCAGCGGCCUGUUCGCAGCGCAGCGGCAGCCCGCCGCCCGCCAUCGAGUGCACAGCAAAUGACACAGCGACGACCACAAACAGCUGCAGCACCGUCUCGCCAUGGAGAAGACGAUGACGACGAUGCACUGAGCGCAGCAACGGCAACAACGCAGCUGACCGCGGCAACAACGGCAGCCUCAGCGGUCGAUGAUAGACCCGCAGCAGACACCGCAAUCCCCGCCACCACCACCGACGACGAUGAUAACGCUGACGCGGAGCGUGCUGCUUCAGCGGAAGCGGGCGACGAUCGCACGAGCAACGAUGGUGCAGUCGCUGGGGAGGUGGACGUGGCGGAUUUGGACAUUGACGCGUUGAUUGAGAGUGCAGAGGCCGUGCAACUGGACGAUCUGGAAACCGUGCUGGGCGCAUCCAACGACGUCCUCAGCGACUUUACCUCCCUGAACCUCGCAGAUGCGGCGUUCAGCGAGGCGCUGGUGACGGAGGAGCCAUCGCGUGCACAGGAUUACAUCGAAGAACUCCAGGGCGACACAGAAGAGCAGCACAUCUCCAUCGGCAUGCUCGAUUUGGAGCAGAUUGCGGCAGAGGAGGCCCGGCUGCACGAAGAAAUCGAAAAAUACGAACAAUUCCGGGAGGAGAAGUUGACGCGGAAGCAGAAGAUGCUGCUUGAGCAGGUGAUUGUUGCCAAGAAGGAGCUCUCACACCUCGUCAAGACGCAGAAGAAGAAGCUGCGCGAUGCGGAGCAGCUGUACCGUCGGCGCCGCCGCCGCGACAUGGAGGCGCUGUCCCGCGCAUUUCGCCGCGCCGAGGAGCGACUCGUGCACGCCCUCAAGCGCCGUCAUGGUGAAAUCAAGACCACAUACGGCAGCCUCACCCUCACAGAUGGCAUCUACUCUGGCACGCGCCGCCGCCGCUGGCGCAUUGAUUGGAGCCAGGCCCCACAGCCCGUGCAGAUUAUGCUUGCAUGCAUUCGCGGUCUGCGCGACAAGUGCGCGAGUGGCCGCUUGGUCCUCUCCGUGUCGAUGUACGACCGCCUCGGCGGACACCUCAUGCGCUGGUCCAGACUUCCAGGCCAAGAGUGGUGUGGGAACACGCUGCCAUUCAAGCACGACGCUCGUUUCUUCUCCAUCGAAACAGACGUGAACCAGAGCGUGUUUACCGUGUGUCCGCCGGAAGCGCGCAUCAAGCCGUCCAUGGUUUUCGUGUUUGAACUCUUCAUCUUGAAGAAUGACGGCACCCCAUUUGACCGCGCCCUCGCAUGGGGCGUGUUUCCCAUGAUCAACUCAGAGUUUGAGCUUGUCUCUGGCAAGUUCAAGGUGCCGAUGCACCGCGGUGACAUGGACCCGUCUGUCAUCACCCACGCGGAGAUUGAGAAGCGCCUUGCUCGCGACCUCGACAGCUGGCUCUGCAACCUGUACUUUACGGUCUCGCGGCUGCCGCGUUACACGUCCGGCCAGCGCGAGUACGAGGUGGAGCUCCAAUACACCAGCUCUCUCCUCGGGCAUCCUGAGCGCGACGUGCCUGCGCAUGUGUCGCCAGAGGAUGAAAUGGCCAAAGCCGUCAAACACAUCCAUUCACGCCCGACAACGGCACCGCAGCCGGCGCCCCCGCACGGCCUCAACGCCAAACUCCGCGAGCUCUCGGGCAUUCAGGAGGAGGCGGUCGAAGUUGAGGAGGAGCACCUCUUACAGGGUGAGGGUGAUGACGGGGUGCAGGUGUUUCUGAAGCGAGCCGGUCCGUUUGAGGAAUACCACCGCAAUGUCGUUCGUCUCUCCGCCGAGCGUCGAAAGCCGUCGAUGACGAAGAAGAAGACGCCAACGCGCCUCGAGGCGCUGCAGGAGCACACCAACAGCGUGGCGGUGCUGCAAUGCGCCCACCGCCGAAAUGACGCCAAAGUCGAGGACAAGACCGCCUAUGUGUGGCGGGAGAUUGGGAGCGAGUUUAGCGUGUACCGCAUCAAGACGUCCACGUUUUGGAUCACGGUGGCGUGUUUGCUGCUGUGCUUCUGGGCCCGCCUCUACCUCCACUACGCCGGGCAGUGGGUGUUUCUGCAAGCGCUACGCGUUCCCGUCACGGAAUUCACCGUGCGCUCGUUCACAGUCAACCUCGGAUACCAGCCAUCGUUGUUGCUGGUGCGGGAACAGCUUGGUGUUGUUGCGUUUGGACCCAUCGCUGUUGCCAUCCUCAUGGUCUUCUUCAUCGCCGUCGCUGGUCUCGCCCGCUACGUCUUUGGCCGCUUCCCCGAGAUUGGCUACCGGUUCAUCCUUGCGUGGUGCAUCAUGACGGUGCUUGACCCGCUGCUCAUCCUCAUUGUCGACCUGGCUCUCGAGCGCUGGAAAUACGACGGUGUUGAGCCCGUGGGCGACGCGUUCAAGCUCUACUGGCACUUUGAUCACUCGGAUGAUGGCGGCCUCCCCGGCAUCUUCAUCACCGCCUUUGUGUACAUUGUCAUCAUGUUUGCCAGCGCCAUGGCGACGUACCUGUACCUGCUGCGGCUGCAUCUCAACGCGGCCAUUCUCGACCUCUAUCGCCGCCUCACUGCCACCCCAGAUGACACGUUUGUCCCCUACGACAACGAGCUCUCCAUCCAGGAACUCGACUAUCUCGUGCGCAAGGCCGAGCAGUGGCGCGGGCAGCGCGGCGAGCGGCGAAAAGUUGCGGUGUACGACCACGUGUGGACACCCGACGAGCAGGACGCAGCAGCAGAGGUGCACCCGCGCACACACGAGGCAACCGAACGCGCACACUCCGCCCGCACCGGCAGCGGUGGCAGCGGUGGCACUGAUAAGGGCGGCGAUGGCAAGAAGCGGAAGAAGCUGCUCGGUGGCGGGCGUCGCAUGUCUGCUGAGGAAGUGGUGCUGGCCAUGCAACGGCAGGUUGGGGACGAGGUGACCACGCACGUAUCGAUCCACACCAUCAACCUUGAUGGCACGACAACCAUGUAUCGCCAGUUCCUGCGGCUGCCGGACGGCGCGAUUGUGGAAGUGUUUGGAGCCGUUGGCGGAAACCUGGACCAGCGCGUGCAGAAGACCCUGGACGAAGCACACGUUGACAUUUCCACACUCACGCGCGAGUCAACCAGGAUCAUCCAAGACAAAUUCCACAGCUCGGCUGCCCCCGUUGCCACCAUGACCCAGCGGCCCUCGGCGUUUUCGCUCCUGUCCGUCAGCGCGUUUGCAAUGUCGCAACGGCGCCACACGCCGUCAUCGACACAGCGCUCUGCUGUCAUCUCGCCUUCGCCUCUUGUUCCCCGCCAGGGCAGCGCCUCCAACAGCUCACAGCCGACAGACGAGUGAACAGUGCGGCGUGUUUGCUUGUGUGUGAGUUGUGAGAAUGCAAGCGUUGUGUUCGUGUGAGUGUGUUUGUGACAGUUUGAGCGUGUUUGGUUGUGUAGCAUGACCGGUUUUGAAGUGAACAUGGUGUGCCUCAGGAACGUUGCAAGUUUUCGUUGAGUGAUUUGUGUGUGUGCGUGUGUGUGUCUGUGUCUGUGUCUGUCUGUCUGUGUGUCUGUCUGUCUGUCUGUGUGUGUGUGUGUGUGUGUUCUUUGGCACGACAUUCUAUUCUGUCUUCCUACCUGUGUGUGGCGUUGUUCUUUGUGAGAAGGUGCGUGAUCAUGCAUGCAUGAAUGGCUGACCGAGGCCAAUGCGUAUUGUUGGCUGUGUGUAUGUGGCAGCUUUGCCUGGUGUCUCUCCCACUCUGUACACUCGCGAGCGCGUGGUAGUGAUGCUGGUGAAUGUGCUUGCUUUCUUGUGACCUGUCAUGGGGUGCGUGUGCAUGUGCAUGUGCGUGUGUGUGAACGCGCUUGCACGUGUUUGCACUUUGGCAGUAAACCUUCAGAUUCCUCA